This is a messenger RNA of Vespula vulgaris, 1426 nucleotides long. RefSeq lists its product as uncharacterized. Lineage: Eukaryota; Metazoa; Arthropoda; Insecta; Hymenoptera; Vespidae. The coding region runs from base 590 to 1399 and encodes 269 amino acids. The transcript has 10 exons. The record is from RefSeq and is a predicted model, not a curated record.
UCGUCAGUCAAUCGAGAUUCCUUCGAGUGGUUGGCCAAUCGUAUUUCGUAAUUAACUCGCUGCAUAGUCGAAUAAUGUGAUUUGUAAUGGCAUCCGUGUGUAUAUAUCCUGUUUCGCAUCCUAGAGAGAUUCCUACUUUGUAGACUCUCCAAACACGAUCGAAUACCAAUUAUCGAACGAGCACUUCGUGAAGCUUGGCUGGACUGUGUUGCCUAUUAGGAAAUUUAUGAGGAAAAUAUAUCUCUAUGAAAGCAAGAUGGCGAAACCUCAUUUGGAUUGCCUGACCUGGAUUAAAUUGAAAUGAAUGGAUCUACAUGAGCGAGGAAUGGAGAUCUCAUUAAAUAAAAACUAGCCAUUAGAAAAAAAAUAAAAAGACAAGAAACACGAAAGAAGAAAAAACGUGAAACAAAAUAAUGAGUUCAAGAAAUACCGAUACGAAGAUAGAAGAUAUUACGAAGAUGGCGUCACGCCCUUCUUGAGCUUCCAUCCCGACGAAACGGGCAAGGUUUUCUACCCGAAUGGUCGGACAGCCGUAAAAAUUCACAAGCCGGAAAAUCGAGAAUGUAAUUGAUCGUCGACUUCCGAUGACAUGUAUACUGUAUUCACGCCAGGAGGCAAGGACAUUGUGGGUAUCACGAGGAAGCCGCAAAUAAUUGCCGUUUUCGACAGUCUCUGCAACGGUGUUAUCCUUGACGAAAAUGGCAUCACGAGACUUUCUUAUAAUCAGAUCGGGGGUAUUUGGAGGGAUAAUCCUGGCGGAUUGCCCUUUCUAUGGACCUGGAGUAGCAAUGUCGAGGAACCGAUCAUUGAAAACGUAUAUUCGAUAAAAUCGAUGAGUGAAUUGGAAAGAUUAUUUCCAUCCUUGAAAAAAGAUCUGGAAAGCAUUAGUAAAAAAAACACGCAAACUUCGUUGCCCUCUCCGAUGACCUCGGAUAUGAGAGAAAAAGCGGAAAUCGCAAGAGAUGAGCAGAAACCCGUCGUUGUUAAUGCUGUUGUCGAGGAACGCGAGAAGUAUCUCGAAUCCGAAUUCUUCAACGACAAGAGAGAAGUUCACUCAAUGAAAGAAGAGGACAACAAGACCAUCAAAAUAAUCUGUAUGAAAUUAAACAAGUAUUUGAGUUUUCGAAUUCUCAAUCGUAGGAACAUCAAUUUGAAAUUUUUCGCCGGCACUAAAAGCAUAAGGAUAGAACUAGGAACGAUAUUAGAUUAUAACAAGAAAUUGAAAUCCUAUCACGAGGAUGCUAUAGAUUGGAAAAAAGUUGUACAGAGAUGUAGGUUUCAAGAUUCUUGGGAAAAAAGUGUAAGAACCGAUAGUCUCCACAAUUUGUCACGAGAAAUGGAAUAUGUUAAAAGAUGCGCCAGACAACGUAAGAUUAUGUUAGAAAAAUACAAGCCCUGAUUCAGAAGUACGUAAAAAUAAUUUUUC